Messenger RNA from Tripterygium wilfordii, 1759 nucleotides. Its product is annotated as ataxin-10. The record is from RefSeq and is a predicted model, not a curated record. The transcript has 2 exons. Gene Ontology annotation, cellular component: cytosol. Lineage: Eukaryota; Viridiplantae; Streptophyta; Magnoliopsida; Celastrales; Celastraceae. The coding region runs from base 51 to 1511 and encodes 486 amino acids.
CAUAACAUAGAAAAGAAGACGACAAACCCUGUGAAAAACCUCAAGCGGCCAUGGAGGCGGUAUCGUCAAUGGAGUUGUCACUAUCGGAAGAUAUUCUCCGGCCGUUGUUUAAUGCUUCGAGUUCAACCGAAUUGGAACAAGCUCUGGAAAUUCUCAUAGAAUCUUCCAGAAGCGCCUCUGGCCGCUCCGAGCUUGCUUUGAAGGAUGUGCUUCCCAUAGUGCUUCGUCUAUGCCAGUCUCUCCCAUACCCUUCUGGUCGUCAAUAUCUCAUACUUUCUUUAAAGCUCCUCAGGAAUCUCUGUGCGGGAGAACGCCUCAAUCAGAACUCUUUCAUUGAACAAAAUGGAGCCGUGAUUGUUUCAAACGUUUUGAGAUCGGUUGAAAAGGCUUCUGAUCCCAAUUCGAAUUCUGGUAUCCUUCGUACGGGAGUGCAGGUUCUGGCGAAUGUUUCUUUGGCCGGAGAAGAACAUCAGAGGGUUAUUUGGGAUCGGUUGUUUCCUGAGAAAUUGCUUUUGCUUGGUACAGUCAGGAGUCGGGAGGUUUGUGACCCUUUUUGUAUGGUUCUGUAUGCCUGUAUUGAUGGAAACCCUAAGCUAGUUGUAGAGCUUUGUGGGGAAACAGGGUUGCCUAUUGUGGCUGAAGUGUUACGGACUGCGUCUGCAGUUGGAUUUGGAGAAGAUUGGUUGAAGUUGCUUCUUUCAAGAAUUUGUUUGGAAUCAGUUCAUCUCCCUUUGCUGUUCAAGAUGCUCUACGGGGUUGAAGGGACUGAGAGUCCCUUUUCAUCAGAACAAGCUUUUCUUUUGAAAAUUGUAUCGGAGAUCUUGAGUGAGCGAAUUAGAGAAAUAAGCGUUCCACAUGAUUCGGCAUUGUUUGUUCUUGAAAUAUUUAAGAAAGCUGUUGGGGUUGUUGAUUCUGUUCAGAGAGUUAAAUCUGGGCUUCCAACAGGCUCUUCUCUAAUAGAUGUUCUUGGAUACUCACUAACCAUUUUGAGAGACAUAUGUGCACAGGAUGGUGUAGUCGACCAUGGCCCGAUACCAAUGGAUUUGGUUGAUAAGCUAGUCUCCAAUGGGCUCUUGACACUGCUUUUGUGUUUGCUCCGUGUCCUUGAGCCUCCUGCAAUGAUCAGGAAAGCCAUGAAACAGAGCGAGUUGCAAGAACCAAUAAGCUCACGUUCCAGUAAACAGUGUGUCUACAUUGGAUUUCGGAGAGACAUUGUUGCAGUCAUCGGCAACUGUGCAUAUGGAAGGAAGCAUGUACAAGAUGAAAUCAGAGAGAGGAAUGCAUUGCUUCUGAUGUUGCAACAGUGUGUUGCAGAUGAUGAGAAUCCCUUUUUGAGGGAGUGGGGCAUCUGGUCUGUCCGAAAUUUACUGGAAGGGAAUGACGAAAACCAACGAGUGGUAGCUGAAUUGGAGGUUCAGGGGACUGUUGAUGUUCCAGAACUCACUGAAAUUGGUCUAAGAGUGGAGGUGGACCAUAAAACACACCGUGCAAAGCUUGUCAAUUUAUCUUGACUUUGUUUCAAGCUUGAAGAGAAAAUUUUCUCCAUAUGGGUCUUCCUUUCCCCAACAUAGAUAUUAGUUUUCCAUCUGGUUAAAUUUUCCAUGGGCCUUCUUCUACUGCUUGAUGUUGAGUUGACAUAUGGUUGCGGCAAAGCUGUCUUAUAGUGUACUUGAAGAUCAAUUGGUCUGUCAAUGGAGGUUGGAUCUACUGAAUUGAGGUUGGAUCAUUGGAACUGGACAAUGACCAUCCGGCGACAGAA